UACUCUCUCUCUCUCUCUCUCUCUCUCUCUCUCUCUCUCCACCUUUUCACAUUUUCCUUCCUUCAAAUUCCAUUCUUUCCCUCCCCCAAUUUCCUUAAUUUGGAUUUUUGACACUAAAAUGUAAUCUUUCUGGGUAGAGCUUCCCAAUUGCAAUUUCUAAUUUCAAAUUAUUGAAGGGUAAAAAGAUUGAAAGAGUGAAUUUCACAGGAAUGGGAUGUUUAAUGGGUUCUAGGUUAUGAAAAUUAGAAAACUUUGGGCCGUUUUUGGGUUUGUUACAUGGAGAAUUCUGGGUUUUUAUUCUAAAACUGUAGAGCUUGAGGGGUUUAGUUGGUUAAUUUGGGUGGAUGGGAUUUUACCCUCAUUCCAAGUAACCCAAUUUUUGAGCAAGGGAGGUCUGGAUUUUAUAAUCAUUUCAAUGCUGCUAGGUAUUACUGUUUUUCACAGCUGUUUGUUUCUCGGGAUUGAAAAUUGGUACAUUGAUUAGCUGUGUUAUGCAAUAUGUUUAUUUCUAUGAUUUGGACUAUAUGUUGUUUGGGUUCUUAUUCGUGUGUUUUUUGCUUUUGUUUUGGUUCUCUUUUGUGAAUGAAAUUCUCCCAGAUAGAUAGUUAAACGAGUACACCAUCCAUAUACUGUUUCAGUAUCUAAAUAUUCGAGGAACUCUGUGUCAUGUUUAUUUGGCCUGCUUGGCAUCAUCAUCACCCUCUUGAUAAAUCAUGCUGAAAUCUUCUCUUGCCUGUCUCUGUUACAAAUUUUUACAAUAUGAUGACCCCAUGUUUGAAAAUCAUUGACUUUGCAAGCCCUUGAAUCCAUCAUACCUCAUGGCACAGAUUCAUUCGAAAUUCUUUCUCUACAACCUCGUUUGGCCUCUCAUGUUUCCGCCUUUCCCUAUCUGUAUUCUUUCUUCUUUCAAUGCUUCUGGCUACUGUGGUUUCUUCACAGUUGUCCUGCAAGCUUGUUUUUCUAGAUAUAUAAGAUGCCGAAAACAAGGGAAAAUGCUACCGGAGAUGCACCUGAAAGGCCCGUAGAAUCUGAGGAGCGGGUGGACUUUGAUGGAGAUAACGAUCAGGAUGAAACAAUAGAAGAAGAGGUUGAGUAUGAAGAAGUAGAGGUAGAGGAGGAGGUGGAAGAAGAGGAAGAGGAAGAGGAAGAUGAAGAUCCAGAAGAGGAGGAAGAGGAAGAAAAAAAGGGAGGUGAUAUAGAAUCUAAUGGGAAAAAAAGCGCAGAUGGUGAUGAAGAGAUGAAACUUGCAGACACAGAAGAUGAAGAGGAUAAAAAGAAACAUGCGGAGCUUCUUGUACUCCCUCAGCAUGGAUCAGAGGUAUAUCUUGGCGGUAUUCCUCAUGAUGCAUCUGAAGAGGAUUUAAGGGGCUUUUGUGAAUCUAUUGGAGAAGUGACUGAGGUUAGAAUAAUGAAGGGAAAAGAUUCGGGUGAGGCUAAAGGUUAUGCUUUUAUAACCUUCAAAAACAAGGAACUAGCUUCUAAGGCAAUAGAGGAACUGAAUAACUCUCAAUUAAAGGGAAAAAAGAUCAAGUGUUCAACAUCGCAAGCCAAGCAUCGUCUGUUCAUCGGAAAUGUUCCCAGACAUUGGGGAGAGGAAGAUAUGAAAAAGGCUGUGACAGAUAUAGGGCCAGGAGUUAUCACUGUGGAACUGUUGAAGGAACCACAGAACUCCAGUCGGAACCGUGGAUUUGCUUUCAUCGAGUAUUAUAAUCAUGCAUGUGCAGACUACUCUAGACAAAAGAUGUCAACCUCAAAGUUCAAGCUUGAUACCAAUGCCCCAACUGUGAGUUGGGCGGAUCCCAAGAAUGCAGAAUCCUCUGCUUCCUCUCAGGUUAAGGCAGUGUAUGUCAAGAAUCUACCAAAAGACAUCACUCAGGAUGAUCUAAAAGCGCUUUUUGACCAUCAUGGAAAGAUCACAAAGGUCGUUGUCCCGCCUGCAAAAGCAGGACAGGAAAAGAGCAGAUUUGGUUUUGUGCACUUUGCAGACAGGGCCAGUGCCAUGAAGGCAUUGCAGAACACUGAAAAAUAUGAAAUUGGUGGUCAAGUUUUGGAGUGUUCUUUGGCAAAGCCACAAGCAGAUCAGAAAUCUUCUGGUGCAUCAAAUCAUCACAAGUCAGCCCCAUUUCCAACCUACCCACCACAUAUUGGUUAUGGCAUGGUAGGGGGUGGUCCGUUUGGUGCCAUGGGUGCUGGAUAUGGUGGUGGUGCAGGAUUUGCACAACCACUGAUCUAUGGGAGGGGACCUACACCUGCUGGUAUGGCCAUGAUGCCUAUGCUUUUGCCGGAUGGAAGAAUUGGAUAUGUCUUGCAGCAGCCUGGAUUACAACCACAUGCCCCUCCACCGCAGCCCCGAGGUGGAAGAAGUGGUGGCACCUCAAGUGGUGGAAGGCGCAGCAAUGAUAGCAACCGUGGCCGUAAUCGAUACAACCCAUAUUAACGAAGUCUUGUUUCUUGCUGGGAACGAGAAGGGAGAAGGGACAGCGUCUGGACUAAACUAUUAUUAAUUUGGGGCCUGGGAGCUAUGUAGGCAUGUGGAGCUGUGUAGUUCAAAUGUAGCCAGUUCUGUAAAAGAAUAUUGCUAGGAACUGAUCCCCUUGUAAUUUGCCUAAACUAAAUUAAGCUUAGUCUUACUGUGGAAUUGAUGGAUUGAUGGCUGAUUUAAAUCAUGUCAACACUUUGCUUGAGAAGGGUCGGAUUUAAGUUCAGUCGAGGGUUAAGCAGUAUAAUCAUUACGGUGAAAAUAAUUAAUCUUAUAAAAUUUCAGUAAUUUAGAUCAUUAUUAUCGC
Messenger RNA from Fragaria vesca subsp. vesca, 2786 nucleotides. RefSeq names its product heterogeneous nuclear ribonucleoprotein Q-like. Gene Ontology annotation, cellular component: nucleus. The transcript is spliced from 8 exons. NCBI's taxonomy places the organism in Eukaryota, Viridiplantae, Streptophyta, Magnoliopsida, Rosales, Rosaceae. Bases 974 to 2437 code for a protein of 487 amino acids. Gene Ontology annotation, molecular function: mRNA binding. The record is from RefSeq and is a predicted model, not a curated record.